Messenger RNA from Mus musculus (house mouse), 1179 nucleotides. RefSeq names its product guanylate kinase 1 (gene Guk1). Gene Ontology annotation, biological process: purine nucleotide metabolic process. Gene Ontology annotation, molecular function: GMP kinase activity. Bases 279 to 902 code for a protein of 207 amino acids. Lineage: Eukaryota; Metazoa; Chordata; Mammalia; Rodentia; Muridae. The record is from RefSeq and is marked validated. The transcript has 9 exons. Gene Ontology annotation, cellular component: cytosol; mitochondrion; photoreceptor inner segment.
GCUAACCCGAAAAUGUAACUAAACGGAUUCGAAGCUGACUUCUGAUGUGUUCCUCUCAGGGUCUUUGUAAAUUGGUAGGGUUUGAGCCUAGGGAAAGAAAGGAGGGUACGGAAAAGGGCGGAGUUUGGAGAAGAAACAACGAAGAGAAGUGGGCGUGGUCGUCGGGGAGAACCGCGCAGUGCGCCUGUGCAUCAUCGCGGCCCCCCCCCCCCCCGUUGGGCUGAGGUGUGGCUGUCGCUUGGGGGCCGUGACAAGGCGGGAUUUAAUGUGGUGCUACCAUGGAGGCUGCAACACAUCAAGUAGGCAUGGCAGGACCUAGGCCAGUAGUGCUGAGCGGGCCGUCAGGGGCAGGGAAGAGCACUCUGCUCAAGAAGCUGUUCCAGGAGCACAGCAGCAUCUUCGGCUUCAGCGUGUCUCAUACUACAAGGAACCCACGACCUGGUGAAGAAGAUGGCAAAGAUUACUACUUUGUGACCAGGGAGAUGAUGCAGCGUGAUAUUGCAGCAGGGGACUUCAUUGAGCAUGCUGAGUUCUCAGGGAACCUGUACGGGACAAGCAAGGAAGCUGUUCGGGCUGUGCAGGCCAUGAACCGCAUCUGCGUGCUAGAUGUCGACCUACAAGGUGUGCGCAGCAUCAAGAAGACUGAUCUGUGUCCCAUCUACAUCUUUGUGCAGCCUCCCUCGCUGGACGUGCUGGAGCAACGACUGCGACUGCGCAACACUGAGACUGAGGAGAGUCUGGCAAAGCGGCUGGCAGCUGCACGGACAGACAUGGAGAGCAGCAAGGAGCCUGGCUUGUUUGACCUGGUGAUCAUCAAUGACGACCUGGAUAAAGCCUAUGCAACCCUGAAGCAGGCGCUCUCUGAGGAAAUCAAGAAAGCACAGGGAACUGGCCACGCCUGAAGGCCUGCUUCAUUCCACAGAGUGAUGUCUGUGGUCUAAAUUUGCCUGGAGGUGGGGGAAACUUUGCCAGGGCACCAAGGACUUGUAGUAGACUUCCACUGUGGAGUAGAAGGAGCUACCCUUUGUCUGACCACAAGGUGGCUCUGCACCGUGGGCUGACUCACUGGCUGAAUGACUCCAAAGAGUACCCAUAUCUAAUCUCCCUGGACUAUUUGUGUUCCUUUCCUUGUUCCUUCUGCUGGAGCGGGACUGACCUCUUAAUAAAGUAAUUACUGAA